Molecule: messenger RNA, 2252 nt
Organism: Lytechinus pictus (painted urchin)
Lineage: Eukaryota; Metazoa; Echinodermata; Echinoidea; Temnopleuroida; Toxopneustidae
Product: myosin light chain kinase, smooth muscle-like
Exons: 7
Coding region: 1-975 (324 amino acids)
Biological process (GO): positive regulation of apoptotic process; intracellular signal transduction; protein phosphorylation
Cellular component (GO): nucleus; cytoplasm
Molecular function (GO): ATP binding; protein serine/threonine kinase activity
Source: RefSeq, a predicted model, not a curated record
AUGAGGUAUACUGCCAAUAAUCAGAUGGACAGUGAUGAGGGGGAAGGGGGGAUGUCCUUUGAAGUGAAGAAGAAUGAGAAAGCAGAAGAUAACUACAUAGUCAAGGAAGAACUUGGCAAGGGGAAAUUUGGCAUCGUCUACCGAUGUGAGGAGAAGUCUACCGGUAAGACAUGGGCGGCCAAGUACGUGAAGACGAUCAGGGCGAAAGACAGAGAGGCCGUCCAACGGGAGAUCGACCUCAUGGCCGAACUCGAACAUCCUUCUCUGAUGGCCCUCAUCGAUGCCUACCAAUCAUCCAGACAAACUGUCAUGAUUCUUGAAUGUAUUACUGGAGGAGAAUUAUUCGAGCGGAUAGUGGACGAUAAGUUUGACCUCACAGAGAGCGAGGUCAUCAGCUACAUGAGACAGAUCUGCGCAGGCGUACAGCACAUGCAUCACAAUAACAUCAUGCAUCUUGAUCUAAAACCGGAGAAUAUCAUGUGUGUGAACCGAACGGGCUUUCAACUCAAGAUUAUCGACUUCGGAUUGGCUAGGAAGUACGAACCUAACAAUGAGCUCAAGGUUUUGUGUGGAACGCCAGAGUUUGUUGCCCCUGAAGUAAUCAGCUUUGACGCUAUAACCCCACUUACAGACAUGUGGAGUGUUGGGGUCAUCUGUUAUGUUCUACUGAGCGGAUUGUCACCUUUCCUUGGAGACUCGGAUACAGAGACUUUGAACAACGUCACAGUGGGCGAGUGGGACUUUGAAGACGAGGCAUUUGAUGGUAUCUCCAACGGGGCAAAAGAGUUUAUCUCAAGCUUACUGGUCAAAGAUCAAAGAGAUCGUAUGAGUGUUGAUGAAUGCUUCAGACACGCCUGGUUAAGUGAAAUCAGUACACGGACCAAAGCCUGCGAGACCAAACUAUCCACUGCAAGACUCAAGAAAUUUUUAGCAAGAAGACGCUGGCAGGUAGGUCUCAUCCAUCUCAUUUUGUGACUAAACUUAGUGACAUGAUACACAUCAUAUCAGUUUGUUCACUUACUCCUCAUAAUGAAAAUAACAAUAAUAUGUCCACUCCUCUUCUUUUUGGAUUCUAUAAUUACCAUGGCCGUAACUGAGUGUCAUACAGGCGCGAAAGAAUUCAAGGAUUAUAUCCUACCGGUUUACCAUUCAACUCCCCUGGGUUGAGUGCAGCAUGAUGUGGAAAAAAUUAUUGCUAAAAUAGGAAAUUAUUAGGAUUCGAACCUGCUAUCCUCUGAUUGAAAGGCAGGAUUUAGAACCUCUAAAUCAUGACGCUUCCCCUCCUCUGUCACAAUUAACAUCUUAAAAUCACCAAUAUUAAUCUAAAGUUUCUUUUAGAAAUGAUGAUUGCCUUAGUUAUCAUUUCAUGGCUCCUUGUAACAUGUGUAAUGCGAGAGUAGAAGUAAACGCUAUUUUUACUGUUGUUUAUUUAGCCAACAUACAUGCAUGGCAAGAAGAAACGAUUAAUUCAGCAAAGUUGUUUUCGUACAUGUUUUGCUUUUUAUUCCGACUGAAAAUAAACAUCUAUGAUAUUUGCGAACCUGACGUUUAUUUUAAACCUACUUAUCGUGUGGAAAAAAUGUUUUUACCAAAAAUGCAUUAAACUUUUCACUCGUUUCCUCUUUUAGGGUGGUUUUUUGUUACUGUUGAAAGAGUCGGGUUUUUAUUGAAUCACGUCAAAUCGCCUAUUACUCUCCAAUUGUAUUUGAAAUUCUAUUUCAAUAAAUAGCUUGUACAACCGUUCGAACAAACACAAUUUUACUUCUAUUUCAGGCAUAAUAAUGACUCACACCGAGUUUGUCUAGCCGCUAUACAGGUGCAGUUUGUCCCCAUUAAUAUGAUAGGGACAGAUCGUGGUAGAUAAUUGAUUGCUUAUAGACAUUUGUGAAGGAUUGUCAAUACGUUGAUUGCUUCUUAAUAUAUCUUUCUGUCAUGAUAAUGUAUUGGAGCACUGUUCUGAGUAGCCAUUCAUGUUUCAAUUGAGCAGGAAUUGAUGUUUAGAUUUCACAUGCACGAUAUGUUUCUUAUUGUAUUCGCCUGCACUCAAUUACCAAAAGCACUCGUGAUUUUGUUUGAAUAAAAAUAAUUAUACAUAAAAAUAAUGUUUUAGUAAGCAUGAUAGAUGAUAAGAUAAUUUCAUAAUCAAAUCUUCUGCAUUAUAUCAUAGACAAAACACAUGUUACACAAAAUAAAGGUUUCGGGAGGGGGAAGAGGAAGUCAGUCUUGUUCGAACAGUCCUUAAUCGACUUCGU